Athalia rosae (coleseed sawfly) is the source of this 2675-nucleotide messenger RNA. RefSeq lists its product as uncharacterized. NCBI's taxonomy places the organism in Eukaryota, Metazoa, Arthropoda, Insecta, Hymenoptera, Athaliidae. Bases 218 to 2395 code for a protein of 725 amino acids. Gene Ontology annotation, biological process: proteolysis. The record is from RefSeq and is a predicted model, not a curated record. The transcript has 9 exons. Gene Ontology annotation, molecular function: serine-type endopeptidase activity.
GGACCGAUAACAGAGCAUCCCAGUUGUUUCACGGAUCGUGUUCGAUCGUAAUCAACGUGCGCACUUUACAUCUGGACGUAUAAAGAAAACGUAGGACAACACGUGUCUUGAAGGAUCUAUCCCGUUGCGGUAAGAACUCGACGGCGGAUGAUCACCUAACGACGUGGAAUUUCAUUCCUGUUCCGGUAGCCACGAGAACGGAUAUCCAACCGCAUAAAUGAUGCGGAUCUCUACGUGGUGUCGAUUAUUACCCUGCAUCUUGAGCGGCCUUGUGCCCCUCGACGCCCUGCCGGAGGCGAGCGACCAUCCCGGAUGGUCGUUGCUGAAUCACGAGAGAUGUGGUGUCAGCAACACCGACCGUAUAAUCGGGGGUAGAAAUGCAUCUUUGGGUGCUUAUCCUUGGAUUGCGAGGAUCGGUUACGCCUCAGUCGACGAGGACGCGGGGAACGCAACGGCGAAAGAACGACACCUCGAGUACAAAUGUGGGGGAACCUUGAUAAACCAAUUUUACGUAGUCACAGCAGCACACUGCGUUAUCAAUUUACCGCCCAAAUAUCGCGUAGCGGGCAUCCGUCUGGGCGAGCACAACACCGAGACGAAUCCGGAUUGCGAAGGUGGAUAUUGCGGCGAUCCUGUACAAGAUGUUGCUCCGGAGCGCGUUAUCGUGCACAAGGGGUACGACAACCCUCGAUUCAGCAACGAUAUAGCUCUCGUUAGAUUGUCGAGUCCGAUCCGAUUUAACGACCUCGUCGGUCCGAUCUGCAUGAUCCGGGGUACGCUGCUCGGCAAAAAUUACGUUGGAGAAACCGCGGAGGUCGCCGGAUGGGGAAUAUACGAUAUACAUUCUCAAAAGACCAGCAAAAUACUCCAAACCGUAAAGCUGCCGCUCGUCGAUCUGGAGAGAUGCAAACGAGCUUUCAGAUUCAGGGCGCAAAUCGGACACGAACAGUUGUGCGGAGGUGGGAUACUCGGUGAAGAUUCUUGCGCGGGUGACAGCGGAGGACCCGUGAUGAAGGUCGAGGCUCUGGAUGGACCCCCGAGAUAUUACCUCAUCGGCGUCGUAUCGUUCGGCGUCAUGCAUUGCGGUGAAUCCACGACGCCCGCUGUCUACACGAAGAUGUCGGAGUACGCCUCGUGGAUAUUGGAGAAUAUCGAACCCUUCCUACUCUGCGUCAGAUUUCGAUUUAAGAUGGGGCAUCUCAACUACAAUUAUUUCAUCUCCUUGAUCCUGCGGACCGCUUUAUUACUCCAAGUUAUUUCGCCCGCAGUGCUUUCACAACGAAGCUACCAGCGAGCUAACGAUUGCCAAACUCCCAGAAAUGCUCCUGGCUAUUGCGUCGAAAUAAGUCAAUGCGAUGAGCUAGUUCAGCUUCUUCAGGCCCGUCCUCUUCGCAACGACGCCUACGACCUUCUCAAACAAUCGCAUUGCGGAUUUCAAGGUAAAGACCCGAAGGUCUGCUGCCCCAGCCUCGGGACGUCCACCCGUCCGCGCGGCGAUCAAGCGAACCCCGGGGUCGUCACCGAUAACUCCGGACCGACGAACGUCGGCACGUGGGACUUGUCCUCCAACAGAAACUUGCCCAGCGAAUGCGGAGAGGAUCUAACCCAGAGAGUGGUGGGCGGGGAGAGGACCGAUCUCUCCGAGUUCCCCUGGAUGGCCCUUUUGGAGUACACGAAACCGAACGGUAGAACCACCGCCUGCGGAGGGGUACUGAUAAGCAAGCGUUACGUCAUGACGGCGGCGCACUGCAUCAAAGGGAAGGACCUCCCCAAGUCGUGGAACCUCGUCGGCGUCAGGCUCGGCGAAUACGACACGAGCACCGACAGGGACUGUCUUCCCGACGGCAGGGACAGCGUGUACUGCGCCGACGACCCCGUCACCGUCGGCAUCGAGGAACAGAUCGCUCACGAGGACUACAAGCCCCAAUCGCGGGACCAGAGCAACGACAUCGCGCUGCUCCGACUGUCUCGCGACGUCCCAUUCACCAGCUUCAUCAGACCGAUCUGCCUUCCCCCGAACUCAUCGACCUCCUCGAGGUUCUUCUUCGUGGCCGGGUGGGGAAAAACGGAGACCAGGUCCGAGUCCAACGUCAAAUUGAAGCUGAAGAUACCGCUGGCCGAACCCGCGCAGUGCUCGAGCGUCUACCAGGCCGCCUCUAUAAAUCUAGGAAGUAGCCAGCUCUGCGCCGGUGGCGAGAGAGGUCGAGAUUCCUGCCGGGGUGACUCCGGGGGGCCGUUGAUGUCCGUCGCCAUGAGCAACAGGGGCACCCUGCAGUGGACGGCCGCGGGCAUCGUGUCCUUCGGACCUUCGCCCUGCGGUAUGCAGAACUGGCCCGGCGUUUACACCAGAGUAUCCAGUUUCAUGCCGUGGAUCCUGUCGAAGAUCAGAGCGUAGCGGGUACAUGGUGUGGACGAUGUGAUAACGACUUCCGAUCGUCGAAGAAAUUGCAUACAACCACAGGUCCGAAGUAGGAAAACCGAUCGAGGAAAUGGACGGAUGGAGCCGCUGGUCGCAGGAUUCGAGGUGCACACCGACGACAACCUUGACGCGUUGCGAUCGUACGGAGGAUUACUUUGACGAGGUCGUCGGCGACAUACGAUGCAUUCGUGAUAUUUCGUUUAAUCAAUAUUGACAAGCUUCGGUACUGAUAUAUAGAUAUUUGAAAAUUCUUAAA